CCGUUGCUGCCUGAAGCCCCCGGGCCAGGCAGCGUCGCUGGCGGCGUCCUUGCGAACCGGGCCUGCCGCUUCCAGGCGGGGCGGGCGGCGCGUGAAGCAGCCCCCAGGCUGGGGACUGGGCGGCGCCCGGCGCAGGGGCCGUCUCCGUGCUCGAGUGUUGCACACAAGCUUCCUGCACCUGCUCUGGGCGUAGCCUCCCCGCAACCUGCGACCGCGUCAGGGCCAGCAGAGCUCGACUCUCUCCGCGGCAGCAUGUCGGCCAGUGGGGGCUCCAUGCCGCCGCCCCCCAACCCCACCGCCUACUUCCCAGCGCCCAGGAUCACGCUGCCCGUCGGCUUGGACAUCCUGCGCACCUACUCGGGAGCCUUCAUCUGCCUGGAGAUUCUGUUUGGAGCCCUUGUCUGGAUUUUGGUAGCUGCCUCUCGAGUUCCGCUACCUCUACUGCAGGGAUGGGUGAUGUUUGUGUCUGUGACGGCUUGUUUUCUGUCCAUCCUCUUCCUGGGCGUGUUCCUUUUUAGUUAUACACACAGAGUGGCUGUGGACUGGAACCAGAUGGAUUUUCUUUUCCAUGCGGCUACUUUUGUCUUUUAUUUUGGAGCCUUUUUAUUGCAAGCAGCAACAACAUCUCUGCAUAAUUAUCGAUGUCCAUCAAAUGCCACUGUGUUGCUAAGCGGUCAAGACUAUAACAUAAGCAUAGCAGCCUCAAUUUUUGCCUUUGCAACAACCAUUUGUUAUGGUUGUAGCACAGCCCUUGCUUUAAGAAGAUGGAAACUAUAGCACUUGAAGAGGUUAAUGGUUCACCAUUCUAGUUUAGUUUGUGUAAUUGUGUAUAAGAUCAAAUUAAAUGCCACUUGUCUUUCAAACUGUAACGGAAUUCCAAAAGGCUUUUAUGUAUAAAUUCUAUUUUAAAAAUGUUAAAAAUGCAGAUAAGCUCAUAUCAGAAUUACUUUAACUGAAAUAAUCUGUGAUUGUUUUUUACUUUUAUUAUAUGCUAAUUAGAAGCAUUAUUCUACUAUCUAUAUAGUAUUAUACAGUUUAGUGAGAAAUAGAUGCAUCAUUAGCAGAAAACUGAAUUUUGGUGCUAAACAAUUAGGAGGGAGGAAGUGGAAGGUAAACAAAUGUUAUAUGCAAAGGUAGCUAAAAGCUACAAGUUGCAAUGCUUAUGGUUAAUUAUUAUUAAAAGCCCCACUCCUGCAAUAAGCUCCAAGUAGGCAGAAUCCUGGGUCUCUGCACAAAUUCAAGCAUCUGCCACACAGUGCUCCUUGCAGGGUGAGGGCCUAGCUUGACUUUUGUGAGAUUGCCUUAAUAUUUUUAAAAGCAAAACUUAAAGAAAAACUAUUUUAGUUUCCUUCCAGUAUAAUCUUGUGAAAUACUUUACAGCCAUUUCUGGCAGUGAUGGUCUGAUCUUUUCUAUAAUUGUGUUGUAUUCCUUAGUGAAUACAAAUUGUUUAGUACUAUUAUUCUGUAGUUUCCUAUAUUCACAGAUUUAGUUCUGUCAAGUCUAUUUAUAUUGCAAAAUGUAAACAGUGCAUUUGUGUUGUGUAUAUCUGUGGUAUGUUUUGGUUUAAAACAAAGUAUUUGCACUGUUUCACCUUGUUGUGGGUACAGUUUUUACUUCAUGUGCUGCAUUUGUGUUGUUUACUGUAUGAGUCAAUGUCGUUUGAAUGGAGUAUUACAGAAUGUUGAAUUCUCUCUGAUCUAAAUUUUUGCAGUGGUUUAUUUGUUGCAUCCUAAAGUCCCAAUCUUGCAAAGGAAUCUUUACAUGGGAAGAUCCUUAUGCCUCUGCAGAGUCUUGCUGAAGUCAGUGGGACACCAUUGGAGCAUAAGGAUCCACCCAGGAAGAUGCUUUUGCAUGAAUGUUGAAGUCUGAUCAAGUUUGCUUUGAAUGUCCCAGUUAUGUAAUGAAAUACAUGAGGUACAAAUGCACCAAACUCAACUUAACAAAUGAGUUAUACCGUAUCACUUCCCUCCCCCAUUAUCACUAUUUAGCAGAUUUUUAAAAAAAAUUAAUAUCUUUAGUUCUUGCGAAAGUGCCAAAUUGUUAACCUCAGAGACUGAAGACCCCUUGUCAUCAAUAGAAAAGCAACAAUGUAAGCUUCCUUGCAUUUGUUCUGUAGAGAUCACUUGCAAGUGGACAGGGCAGUACACCUUCUUGUCUACUCAGGCCUGGUCUAUACCUAGAACUUAGAUUCGUCUAGCUACGUCACUCAGGGCUGUAAAUUCACUCCCUCUGGAGUAUAGUUAGGUCGACCUAACCCCCACUGUAGACUCAGCUAAGUCAAAAGAAGAAUUCUUCUGUCAAACUAGCUGCCACCUCUUGAAGAGGUGGAUUACCUACAUUGAUGGAAAACCCUCUUCCAUCAAUAUAGGAAGUAUCUAUGUCAUAGGCGGACUGUGCACCAAAUCCAGAUCACCAGAUGCUUUUGAACAGAUCGCAAAGUAUUUGUAUUUACUUAUUAUCAUUAUUGUUGUUAUUUUUUAUUAUUUUCUCUGGAAUCUGGACCUUGACUGUACCUUGACCAAGAAAUUUGGACCUUGAAAAAAAAAUUGACUAUCUCUGGUCUACACUAUAGCUUCAGCACUGUAGCUGUGCCAUUGUAAUACAGACAUGGCCUCAGUCUCAGCAUGCCAACAAUGGUGCCAGUUGCAGUGAAGAUACAUGAGGAUUUCUGCUGGGAGCCUAAUUCAUUUCACAUGUGCAACUAAAUCACUGUCAGUAGUGGCCUGGGCCAAUUUCAUAUCAAUUAACUGGAAAUGAAUGGCACCUUCUCAAUGCCCUGAGUCAUUUAACUCUCCAGAACUAUUGUAAUAAGUUGAUUUGGUACAUUUCAUUUUCUGAAAAUGUCUAUCUUCCUCCCUCUUUGCACUGGCUGAAUCUUCAACUCUUUACUCUCAUCUAACCUGUAUUGUGAUUUUAAAUUUUGUCUCAUGCAAUAUGGCACAAAACAAAACACUGGAUUUCAUAUUGUAUAAAAUAUCUUUACACUGGAGUGUACAAAUGUAAGGGAUUUCUCCCCAUGAUAUAACAAUGACUUACACUCAGCUGCAUUAAAUACUUUAUUCCAGUGUAUUUGA
Molecule: messenger RNA, 3075 nt
Organism: Chelonia mydas (Green sea turtle)
Lineage: Eukaryota; Metazoa; Chordata; Testudines; Cheloniidae
Gene: MAL2
Product: mal, T cell differentiation protein 2
Exons: 4
Coding region: 253-777 (174 amino acids)
Biological process (GO): myelination
Cellular component (GO): membrane
Molecular function (GO): structural constituent of myelin sheath
Source: RefSeq, a predicted model, not a curated record